Cheilinus undulatus (humphead wrasse) is the source of this 1717-nucleotide messenger RNA. RefSeq names its product heme oxygenase 1a (gene hmox1a). The transcript is spliced from 5 exons. Gene Ontology annotation, molecular function: heme binding; heme oxygenase (decyclizing) activity. Gene Ontology annotation, biological process: heme catabolic process; heme oxidation; response to oxidative stress. The record is from RefSeq and is a predicted model, not a curated record. Lineage: Eukaryota; Metazoa; Chordata; Actinopteri; Labriformes; Labridae. The coding region runs from base 90 to 908 and encodes 272 amino acids.
GGACGGAGUCGUGAAGCCACAGAGGACAAAUCAACUCAGAGAAGACGAGCAGCCAAGCAGCCGGCACAAAGAAAGACCAGCCUGCAGAGAUGGAGAACAUGAAGAGCGCCAGGAAGAACGAUGAAGGAGAAGUUGGAAGUGAUUUAUCAGAGCAGAUUAAAGCAGCCACUAAAGACAACCACGUCCGAGCUGAAAACACCCAGCUGAUGCUGAGCUACCAGAAAGGACAGAUCACCCUGCCACAGUACAAGGUGCUGCUCUGCUCCCUCUAUGAGAUCUACAGGGCGCUGGAAGAAGAGAUGGACAGAAAUUCAUCCCACCCUGCUGUUGCGCCAAUAUACUUCCCUCAGGAACUUGCCCGUCUGGAGUCACUGGAGAGAGAUCUGGAGUAUUUCUUCGGCUCGGAGUGGAGGAAGAGAGUGAUCGUUCCUGCAGCCACACACAGAUAUGAACAGAGACUCAGAAAGAUCGGCAGAGAGAAGCCGGAGCUGUUGGUGGCCCACGCCUACACUCGCUAUCUUGGAGAUCUAUCAGGAGGUCAAGUGCUGGGAAAAAUUACCCAGAAAUCUCUAGGGCUGAGCGGCACAGAGGGACUUUCCUUCUUCUCUUUCCCUGGCGUGACCAGCCCGAACCGCUUCAAGCAGCUGUACAGGAGCCGCAUGAACAGCAUCGAGCUGACGGAGGAGGAGAAGGAGGAGGUGCUGGAGGAGGCGGUCGCUGCCUUCGAGCUCAACAUUCAGGUUUUUGAUGACUUGCAGAAAAUGUUGAGUAUUACAGCGGAAACCGCGGACCAAUCAGCAGGCAGCAGCGUCGAAACCUCAAUGUUCCCUUCUUCCCCCCUCAUGCAGCUCACCGUGGGAUUGUGUGUAGCACUGACCACCAUUGGAGUGGGAAUUUACUCCUUUUAGACCUAAACAUGUUACCAUGCACAUGCAGCACUUUACCUAUCACUUUUGUAUAUUUAUGAUUUUAUGAUACCAGAUUUUUCAUCUGUGAUGGAAUUAGAGUCAAAUAAAUCAAUAUCUAUUAUAAUACUAUGGCAAUAAAAGAAGUCUUAGACUGUUGAUCUGGAUUAUUUCUUGAUGAUUAGUUGCUAAAGUUGAUGCUAAACUACAGCUCAUGGUCUACAUUGAGCAGAAGUGCUUCUACUGUAAUAUUACCAGCAUAUUUGUGCUACACAGACAGUGAGUUUGCCCACUAUCUGUUUAUUGAUUGAUUUAUUAUAAAUAAGAUGCAGUUUUUCAUAUUGUCAGUGCCUUUUGAUACUAUCUUCCAUCAACUCUUAGAGGCUGUUCAGGUCAUUUUGAGGCUUUUUUGGUCUUUUUUUAAAAUUUCUUUUCGAUUAUUUUAAUGUGAAUAAUUAACAUUUUGGAGGGUAUUUUUUUCCUGAUAGAAUUCAGAUAUUUUUAUAUCAGGGCCUGUAACAGGUCAGUAAUAAGCUCUAGACACUUGUACACACUCAGGCUGUUAGUGGCCAAAAAUGCCCCAUUGAAACCCAUCAGAACCACAAUGAUUGACCCUCCAGUCACAGCAGUAAAAAGCAUGAAUUCUGUGAUAUUAGAGUUUCAUUCUGGGGUCACUGCUUCAAAGAUUUUCCUGUUUGUUACUAAAUGUCAGAGGUUUUCACAUAUUUGCCUGUUUUUUCCUGGUUUCCGAUAUGGGCACUACUGUGGAAAUGUAUUAACAUAAUGAAAAUAAACAAAAAUAAUGCAUUAAA